This is a messenger RNA of Beta vulgaris subsp. vulgaris (sugar beet), 1799 nucleotides long. Its product is annotated as flowering locus K homology domain. The record is from RefSeq and is a predicted model, not a curated record. Gene Ontology annotation, cellular component: nucleus; cytoplasm. Gene Ontology annotation, biological process: regulation of gene expression. The transcript has 9 exons. Gene Ontology annotation, molecular function: mRNA binding. The coding region runs from base 118 to 1359 and encodes 413 amino acids. Lineage: Eukaryota; Viridiplantae; Streptophyta; Magnoliopsida; Caryophyllales; Amaranthaceae.
AGAAUAUUUUGAUUACAUGUGGUAAGCCAAGCGGAGGCACCCGAACCCCAAUUCAACUCUAGCAAUUAGCAAACACAAUCACAAUCACACAAAGGAGAAACUGAAGAAGAAAAAAGAAUGGCGCAACAAGGGCAAUACCCAACAAUCCAACCCUACGCCCAACACCAGCAUCAAUACAUACCUCCACCACACCCACCACCACCUCUACAACCACCACACCAACACCAACACCAACAACAUCCCUUAAACAUCCCUUACACCCACCAAAACCAAUACCAAUACCAUUACCAGCAACACCAGCAGCACCAACAGCAACAACAACACCAAUAUUCCAUCCCUUUGGGUCAAUUACAAUACCCUUCUUACCCUCAACCCCAUUACUCCGACCGCCCUUCUUCCAAACGCCCCCGAGAGCCCGUUUCGGACUCGGCCGAGGUCCCUUCCACCAAACGCCAGGCUUUGGGGACUGAUAUAUUGUUUAGGGUUGUUGUUCCUUCUGGACAAAUUGGCAAGGUUAUUGGCAAAGCUGGUCAUCGUGUUCAAAAGAUUAGGGAAGAUACUAAGGCUACUGUCAAGAUUGCUGAUCCUAUUGCUCGAUAUGAGGAACGUGUUAUCAUUAUUAGUUCGAAAGAGAAUGAUGCUGGUGGUAUCAGUGAUGCAGAGAAGGCAUUGCUUCAGAUAGCCUCUCUUAUUCUUGCGGAUGAUGGAAGCAGUGCGGCCGCUCUAAGUAUUGCUGCUGCAACUGAUCCUUAUGGUGCUGCUGCUGGUCUCAGUGCAGGACAUGUAGUCGCUAAUUCAGUAAAGCUAUUAAUAGCGGGUUCACAAGCUGGUGGCUUGAUAGGCGUAUCAGGUCAGAACAUAGAAAAGCUCCGGAACUCUUCUGGUGCUACAAUUGCUGUUCUCGCACCAAAUCAAUUGCCUUUGUGUGCGUCUGCUCAUGAAUCUGAUCGCUUGGUUCAGAUAUCAGGUGAAGUUUCUGCUGUGAUGAAAGCUGUGGAAGAGAUUGGUGUCGAACUUAGGCAAAAUCCACCCAAGCAAGUAAUUUCUAUCAGUCCUACAUAUAAUUUGAGUGUUGCACGAGCACCACAACAUUAUAUGGACCCAAAUGCAGCUGAAUAUGUUACAUUGGAUAUGGUGAUCUCAGAAACUAUGGUGGGUGGCUUGAUUGGCAGAGCUGGGUCCAACAUAUCAAGAAUUAGAACUGAAUCUGGUGCAAUGAUUAAGGUAUUUGGUGGAAAAGGUGAGCAAAAACAUAGGCAAAUCCAGCUUAUUGGCACAGCUCAGCAGGUAGCUUUGGCAAAACAGAGAGUUGAUGAGUACAUUUAUUCUCAACUGACGCAACAACCUGCUGCCGAGUAGUCAAUAUUGCCACAGUGAAGAUGAACUUUGCCGUGCGCCCUACCAAAUGCUUCAACCCUCUUGUUACAAAGUAUCCAUAUAUGUGUUACUUUUAGGACUGCAUCUUCUGGUAUAACUAUGAGCUACAACUAUUGUACCUCGAGGUGCAAGAUAGUUGGAUCACAUUCAUAGGCUGUAUUUUUACACUGCUUCCUUUUUCUUUUUACCUGGUUUAAAUUCAAGUUUUGAUGUAGGUGGGGUUUUUACUCAGUAAUUUCAUUCUUAAUAGUUUUUAGGUUUUGGCUCUUGUAAGGUGAAAGAGUUGCGUAGUUGAUGUAUUGAACAUUAAUAUUUAGCAUGUACUUAGUUUUGGUGUGUAAUAAAAGCGUGUUGUUCUUGUUCCAGAUUUAGUUAUAACAAUUAACAAAUUCUCGAUUGUGAGUGGUGGUUUGACAAACUUA